UCCUAAGGGAUUUCCAUGCAUUUGGAGCAUGUGAGAAGCUGCCAGAGGAAAUCUCUAAUUUCUGCUUCUUCAGAUGCUCCUGCCCUGUUCUGUGCCUGUACAAGUGUGACACUCAUCGGUGCGGGGUGCAGCUUACUGCAAGAUAGGCAAUACCAUCACGAAGCCAAGAUGGUGGCAUUUAACUGGAAGGCUUUGGAGAGUUUCCCAUUGCUGAUGUACAUUUUGGCAGCUAAAACAUUGAUUCUUUGCUUGGCAUUUGCUGGAGUAAAAAUGUACCAGAGCAAAAAACUUGAAGAAAAACUGAAGAGGCAACGUGAAGAGAAAUUGAAAGCAGAAGCAGAGAAGAAGGAUGACUGAAGAGUCUUUCAGGAGAUGUGGCACCAAAAACUUCCUCUUUCCUCGUGCUCAUUUUCAUGAAACCCUUCACGGAGGCUUCAUCCUCGUUUUACCGAAGAAUACAAUCCAGAAAAGACUGAUAAAUCCCUGUGGCACAAACAAUUUCCUUUUGAUACUUCCUUGUUGCUAAGAUGGAUGAAAAGCAGGUGAUUCUGUACCUGGUCCCAUGGACUCCACUGUGAAUUAGGAUUGGCAGAAGACACACCUUACCAAUGAAGAAGUGUUGCAAUGCAGCUCUAAAUCUGCAGCUGUGUAAGCCAUGACAGCAGAGACUCAUAAGGCUGACUCGCAGUGAGGCCUUACCAGAACUGGGACUGGGACUGGGACUAUGCUCCAUUGAGCUUUAGUCUCGUUCUUCAUGUGAAUCCAGAACACAGCAAUGAAGUCAUCAGGUUUGUGCUGAUUUUGACUGUAGCACACUGUUACUUCAAUUAGUACAUUGACAAUUAGCAUAGUGCAGUGUCGUGGGGUGAAGAUAAACAGUCCUUGGGAAAAUGGGGUAUGCAUCAUUUAUUUCUUCAGAAAACCAAGCUACAGUGCAAUUAUUGCCUACCUGGUGGUAAAGAGGCACCAGGCCUAUUUCCUCCUCAUGCUGAUUUCAUACCACUUCAUAUUCAUUGAUAUUUAUUCAACCGAUUGCUGCUUCAAGCCAGUGUCAAAUUCUCUUCAGGCUCAUGGUGUCAGAACAAUAAAAACAAAGUCUCUCCCCUUUCCCCUUUCCUCUUUCCCCUGUGCAUUUGAAGCAACUAAUUUUCCAUUCUCUGCUGCAUCCAGAGUUGUGAAAAAUGAGCAGAUGUCUUUGCUGAUGAAUAUGAAGUGAAUAUGAUUAUUUUUCUCUGCAUAUUUACAUCUGAGCUCUAGAGAGUUACACGUGUUGAUUUUUCUGAAGGUAGACAAGACUCCCUAUUUUAGAUAUCUCUCUGCUACUCCUCAUCACAAUGCUUGUUCUGUUGGUUUCCACACACAGGAAUAAAAGUGCACAGAUUUGCCUCAUUGUUUUGAAAUGUUUUAGUGAAACUGUGAAUCAUCUCAUAACUUUUUAUGAUCUUAGUUCUCUUAGAAGUACACAAUAAACCCAUACCCAGUAAUGAGCAACACAGAGAUUGCAAACUGGGAUCCACUUUCGAAAGACCAAAUUGUUCAAUGAACUUGAAAAAAC
This is a messenger RNA of Melopsittacus undulatus (budgerigar), 1555 nucleotides long. RefSeq names its product small integral membrane protein 11 (gene SMIM11). The transcript is spliced from 5 exons. Bases 16 to 357 code for a protein of 113 amino acids. The record is from RefSeq and is a predicted model, not a curated record. NCBI's taxonomy places the organism in Eukaryota, Metazoa, Chordata, Aves, Psittaciformes, Psittaculidae.